Messenger RNA from Orbicella faveolata, 2182 nucleotides. Its product is annotated as isoaspartyl peptidase/L-asparaginase-like. Gene Ontology annotation, cellular component: cytoplasm. Gene Ontology annotation, molecular function: asparaginase activity. The record is from RefSeq and is a predicted model, not a curated record. Lineage: Eukaryota; Metazoa; Cnidaria; Anthozoa; Scleractinia; Merulinidae.
AUUUUGAGAUACGAAUUUCCCCAUUGCAAUGGCUGAAACCAGGACACCAUUCAAACCAUGUAUAAUUGUUCACGGAGGAGCAGGAAACAUAUCAACAUCAAGGAGAGAACAAGUUCUUUGUGCUGUAACAGAAGCAGUCAAGAUUGGAUAUGGCGUUCUCCUAGAAGGAGCAAGUGCAUUAGAUGCUGUAGAAGCUGCCACACGGAGCAUGGAGGACAGUGAAGUUUUAAAUGCAGGGCGUGGAUCUUACCUUACAGAAGAAGGAACUGUUGAACUUGAUGCUAUGAUUAUGAAUGGCCAAACUUUAAACACUGGAGCAGUGGCAUGUGUCCAGAACAUUGCUAAUCCCAUUUCUCUGGCACGUAAAGUGAUGACAGACACACCUCACUGUAUGCUGGCUGGAGAAGGUGCUCUGAAGUUUGCAAGAGAUGUAGGAAUUCCUGUUUUGGAGGAUCCCAGUUCAUUAAUCAGUGAUCGUUCACACCAAAUUUAUGUGAAGGAAAAGUUAAAACGUGAAAAUCUUAAAAAGGAAGUGGACCGUGACAGAAAGGACACAGCUGUUGAAAAAGUGUCUCAGGAGAACAAGAAUACACAGCCGGAAGGACAUGAUACUGUAGGAGUAGUUGCCAUGGAUACUAAUGGCCAUAUUGCCGUCAGCAAUUCAACAGGGGGCACAUCCUACAAGAUGUGUGGUAGAGUUGGAGACUCACCCCUGGUGGGGUCAGGUGCUUAUGCCAAUCAACAGGCAGGUGCUGCCUGCACUGGCCAUGGUGAGUCUUUGCUUAAAGUGCUAUUAUCCAGAGAGGUCAUAUACAGUAUAGAAAAUGGUGCUACACCACAUGAUGCUUGUAUGAAGGCAAUACAUAGGAUGAAUGAGCAGACUGGGGGUAAGGGAGGUGUUAUAUGCUUGGAUAAGUUUGGAAAGAUCGGAGUGGCCUUCAAUACAAGAGAAAUGGCAUGGGCUUCCAUUACUGGAAGCAACAUCCUGAAAUAUGGAAUUGACCCUGGAGAGGAAAUAACAGGUGAAAUGUAAAUCGCAAAAAGUGUAUGGGCCAAUUUCCAAUUCCCUCGGUUUCAAUAGGCAAGAUUCACUUUAGUUCACUGACUUUAAUUCAACUAACACUCCAAUAAGACGCUCCUGUUUGCUUGUACAUAAUUCCAUCAAUCGUCCGCGUCUUUAUCCGUCUCAUCCGUCGUUACUUCGAGUGGAUCACAUACAACUACAACGUUUGCCGACGUUCACCAUUACAUGCACACUCGAAAAGAUCAUGUGACUUAAACGUGGGAACUAAACAGCGGGAAAAAUACAUGAACAAUACAGGGAACCCAGCAACAAAAAGAAAGGACAAUUUUGUAUUAGUUUGUAACUUAUUACAGAUAAUGUUAGUAGCUUUUUAAGCUGCUGCAAACUUUAUAUUUUGCAGAAGGAAAUAAGAUUUUGUUUCAUAUGUUUGCAACUACUUUAAGUAUUACAUUGUAUUGAUGUUUAAAAACAUUUAAAAUCCUUAAUUUUAGGCAAAAGAUAAUAUUUAUCAAUAAAAAUUAUAAAUUAAACACUAAUGCAUUUAUCUAGAGGUACAAGAAUAGUUGAUAGAAAUACAGAUGAAGAAAAUGCAUCUAGUAACCCAAUUGGCAUUACAUUUGUAAUAAGGUCAAAUGUGCAGGUUAUUAAAUUAUAUCAAGACAUCAGCUCCAGAGUAAGGCGAUAUGUUUAGCCUGUGUGCAGACGUCUUAAAAUAGGAGACAUCUGCAUUCAGGCUAGGAUAUGUUUUAGUAAACCCUGAAAUUCACAGAUGAUAUUUAAUACAUAGACUAUUAUAGAGAUAUAGUAGAUAUAUGUAUAAUAAUACAGAGAGUAGUAUUAUUAUUUUGUUACAUAUAUUAUUAUUCCAUUAUCGCCAUGAGCGAUAAGAAAUAAUUUAUUAAUAAGUUGUUUAAACUGCUCAAACUGUAGUGGAGGAUUGGUCGCAAUCAGCUUUCCACUUUUGAUUUCUUAUAUCUAAGGAUUUAUGAAUCAAAUUUCUAGAUCUUUCCAAUCGUCUCAAUUCUAAGAGGUUUAAGAGAAAAUUAUCUUAAGGUGUUUGUUUUUCUUUAGGAGAUGAUUGGUAGUUGGGAGAUGGCUGCAAAUUCCAGACCAUUUUUCUACAUUCAGCUUUUUAACAAUAAAGGAGAAUGGGACUAA